This is a messenger RNA of Somion occarium, 5386 nucleotides long. The record is from the annotation of a GenBank genome assembly. NCBI's taxonomy places the organism in Eukaryota, Fungi, Basidiomycota, Agaricomycetes, Polyporales, Cerrenaceae.
CUCCGGGGUCCUUGACCGUGAACUGCCAAGUACUGCCACCAUCUGCUGCAGUCCGCGCGUUGUUCUCUGGCUAGGCAGUCUGGAGACUACUACCUUCGUUUGUUAUACCCCCUGCUGGCUUCGGGUUGCAUAGAACGCUUCACUUCUUAAUUUCUACAUGCCUGCUUUCCGACGAAACCCAGAUCCUGAAGACACCGACGAUGAAACUGAUACAGUCGACCCCGAGUUGCGCCUUCGCACUGUGCGGACGGCUGCUUCGACAAUCGCAGAGUCGAUACGAGCGGAGGAGCGGGCAGAGCGCAGAAAGACAAUGAGGAAGAAGCGGUCGUUCUUCCGCGGGCGCGGUGACAAGAAGCGGGCAGCUCAGGCAGCGCAGGCAGCCAAAGCGCAAGACACGACCCCUCCAUCAGAGGUUGCUGCUGCACCUCCCGUUACUGGCUUGCGUCGUAACAUCUAUGUCAAUAUGCCCCUGCCUCCGGACGAAGUUAACAGGGAGGGGGAACCCAUCGUUCGCUAUGUCAGGAAUAAAGUCCGGACUAGCAAGUAUACCGUCAUCACGUUCAUACCCAAGAAUCUAUAUGAGCAAUUUCGCAGGGUCGCGAACUUAUAUUUCUUAGCAACGGCCAUUUUGCCAGUCUUUCCCAUCUUUGGUGCCGCAUCGCCGCAGACGGCAGCUCUUCCUUUGCUUUUUAUCCUCGUAAUCACGGGAAUUAAGGAUGGCGUGGAAGAUUAUCGCCGAGCGGUUCUUGACGAGGAGGUCAACAAUUCCGCAGCAACGAAGCUCGGCGAAUGGAAGAAUGUGAAUCAGCCGUCGGACCCACGUAAGUGGUUCGAGAAGUUGCUUGGCCUCAACCCUCCGGGCAAGGUUACGAAGGGUGUCCGCAAGCUGCGUGAACGUGAAGCCGCCGAAGGGAAGCAAAUUGUACUGAGCAAGGAUGGUGAUGAGUCUCGGACGAGCCUGAGCACCAAGGACACGCAUCAUGACAGCCACGACGGUGAAGAGGGCUACUUUGCCGGUGCCGGAGGACGACGGCUGGAUGACAUUCAGAGUAUGGAUGAACACAGCUAUCCGCCGAAUGUGAGCAUAGACAUCCAGGGAAGUACAUCUACUGUGGGCGGGUUCACCACUGAGGAUAUGACUUCUUGGCGUGGUGGUUCGGGCUCGCUGACGGCAUACCAACAGUCUGUGAAGUCACGGUCGAGCACGGGCGUCGUGGACUAUCGGAAACGCGUGAAUGGCACUGCCCGAUGGGAUCGAACGCUUUGGAAAAAGCUGGAAGUGGGCGACAUCGUGCUGCUGCGAGACAACGAACAGGUUCCGGCGGAUGUCGUUGUGCUAUGUACGUCGGAUGCGGAUAACAUGUGUUACUUGGAGACGAAGAAUCUCGAUGGCGAGACCAACUUGAAACCGCGCAAGUCUGUCCGUGCAACCUCGUCCAUUACGUCCGAGGAUGACAUCGAACGAAUUUCAUUCGUCCUGGACUCGGAGCCUCCCCACCAAAACUUAUACCUUUACCACGGUGUCUUGCGAUACAACGAUCCAGUGACCGGCGCACAGAAGCAGGAAUCCGUAACGAUCAACGAGCUCCUCCUUCGUGGCUGCACUGUUCGAAACACCGCUUGGAUCAUCGGACUCGUCGUUUUCACUGGUGCCGACUCCAAGAUCAUGCUCAAUGGUGGUGAUACGCCCUCGAAACGGUCGAAAAUCGAGAAGGAAACCAACUUUAACGUCAUCGUCAAUUUCGUGGUGCUGAUUGUUAUGUGCUUAAUUUCUGCGAUUGCGAAUGGUGUCCUGGAUGGCCAGGCUGGCACAAGCGCAAAUUUUUUUGAGGAUGGUGCGGAUCCAACGGGUUCCUCGGUCGUCAACGCUAUUGUCACCUUUGCGUCAUGCUUGAUCGCUUUCCAGAAUAUUGUGCCCGUUUCGCUGUACAUAUCGAUCGAGAUUGUCAAGACUAUCCAGGCAUUCUUCAUCUCGCAAGACGUCGAUAUGUAUUAUAAACCGUUCGACGCGGCAUGCUCACCCAAAACUUGGAACAUCUCCGACGAUUUGGGUCAAAUCGAGUACAUUUUCUCAGACAAGACUGGCACGCUCACGCAGAACAUCAUGGAGUUCCAAAAAUGUUCUGUCCGUGGUGUGACAUAUGGAGAAGGCGUAACCGAAGCCCAGCGUGGUCAAGCCAAGCGACAAGGAAAGGUCGACGCAUUGGAACCCGAGGAACAGGAUCGCAGGCUUAAGGUGAUGAAAGGAAAAACGCUGGAUCUGAUGUCUCGUGCUUUCAAGAACAGGUAUCUACAGCCGGAGAAACUGACGCUGAUCUCGCCCAAGCUCGCUGAAGACCUUGCGGAUAAAUCAUCGGAACAACGCUCUCACCUAAUCGCGUUCUUCCGUGCCCUUGCGAUUUGCCACAGUGUGCUAUCAGACCGUCCCGAUUCUACUAACAAGCCCUUUCACCUUGAUUACAAGGCUGAGUCGCCAGACGAGGCUGCGCUUGUAGCUGCUGCUCGUGAUGUUGGUUUCCCCUUCGUGCACAAGUCUAAGGACGGUAUUGACAUCGAGGUGAUGGGCCAACCCGAACGGUACACUCCUCUCGAGUUGCUCGAAUUCAACAGUACUCGCAAGAGGAUGAGUGUCAUUGUCCGCAAUCCUCAAGGUCAGAUCGUCUUAUACUGCAAAGGUGCCGAUAGCGUCAUCUACGAACGUUUGGCUGCCGACCAUGACCCUGAACUCAAGGAGAAGACCUCGAAAGACAUGGAGGCUUUUGCGAACAGCGGACUACGGACAUUGUGUAUCGCGUAUCGCUAUUUGACCGAACAGGAAUAUAUGGAAUGGCAACGGAUAUAUGAUGCUGCUUGCAACUCCACCACUGAUAGGGACGAACAAAUCGACAAAGCGAACGAGAAAAUUGAGCAUUCCCUGUACAUUCUCGGAGCCACUGCCCUGGAGGACAAGCUACAAGAGGGUGUACCAGACGCAAUCGAAACUCUUCACAAUGCUGGUAUCAAACUGUGGAUCUUGACUGGUGACAAAGUCCAGACAGCCAUCGAAAUCGGAUUCAGCUGUAAUCUCCUCAAGAGCGACAUGGAGAUCAUGAUCCUAUCGGCUGACACACAUCAUGCGGCGCAGCUCCAAAUUGAAGGGGGUUUGAACAAGAUUGCGUCCGUCUUGGGUCCCCCUUCAUUAGGUCCGCAGAAGAGAGGUUUCGUGCCCGGUGCUCAAGCAGCUUUUGCGAUCGUCAUCGAUGGUGAUACUCUCCGUCACGCCCUAACACCACAACUCAAGCCGCUGUUCCUCGAUCUCGCCACGCAAUGUGAGACUGUUGUCUGCUGUCGAGUCUCACCAGCACAGAAGGCUUUGGUUGUAAAGUUGGUUAAAGAAGGCAGGAAUGCUAUGACUCUGUCCAUCGGGGAUGGCGCAAACGACGUCGCGAUGAUUCAAGAGGCUAACGUUGGCUGCGGAUUGCUGGGUUACGAAGGAUCACAAGCUGCUAUGUCCGCCGACUAUGCCUUUGGUCAAUUCCGUUUCUUAACGAAACUAUUGAUUGUUCAUGGCCGAUGGUCCUAUCAACGGAUUGCGGAUAUGCAUAGUAACUUCUUCUAUAAGAACAUGAUCUGGACGUUCGCCAUGUUCUGGUUCCUAAUCUUCAAUAGCUUUGACGCAACGUACCUAUACCAGUAUACAUUCAUCCUGUUGUACAACCUUGUUUUCACCUCGUUGCCGGUCAUUGCUCUGGGUGCUUUUGAUCAAGAUAUCAAUGCAAGAGCUGCGAUGGCGUUCCCCCAACUGUAUGUUCGAGGCAUCCGUGGCCUUGAGUAUACGAAGCUCAAGUUCUGGGCGUUCAUGUUGGAUGGUUUAUAUCAAUCUGCUGUCGUGUUUUUCAUCCCAUUCUUGGUCUGGACCUUUGGUUUGGCCGUCUCAUGGAACGGCAAGACUAUCGAAUCAUUGGCGGACUUUGGGACAACUGUCGCUGUCGCUGCUAUCUUUGCUGCUAACACUUUCGUUGGCAUGAACACUACCUACUGGACUGUCCUAACUUGGAUUAUUGUCAUCGGCUCAUCGUUCGUUAUGCUCUUGUGGAUAGUCAUCUACUCGUUCUUUGAGAGUAACGAUUUCGUGGAUGAAGUGGUGGUCCUCUGCGGGAAUGGAAUGUUCUGGCUGACCGUCCUCAUGUCAGUCGUUAUUGCACUAGGACCUCGAUUCGUCGCCAAAUUCAUCGCGAAGGUCUACUACCCACUGGAUAAGGACAUCGUGCGUGAGAUGUGGGUCAAAGGCGACUUGAAAGAUCGUCUCGGCAUUCAACACCGCAAAUCGAGGAACAACAAGGGUAGGUUGGAGCAAGCACCUAUGUUCCACCAUCCUCACGCUCGGUCCGAAUCCGAAAUCUCCACGUACCAGCAAGAUAUUGAACUAGGCGGCCUCACUGCGGGAGGCAGCAACCCAAGCUCUCUCUCUGCUUCCCCUCGCACCCCACUAACACCCGUCCAUGAAGCACAAUCACCUGCCGCGGAACAACCAUCAUACGAUCAUCUUUCACCAACUCCUAGAGAAACUAGACCAGCCGGGGACCAAAGAACUACGUCACCGUCUUUCAGAGGAUCCUACUACUCCGCUUCUGCUAUCCCCAUGUCUUCACCUGAGCCAUCAUUACAACCUGGUUACACUCUGUCCCAAGAUCCUCCCAUGUCCACCGUGUCACCUAAUCCCGUCACACCUUUUGCGCAUCCUUCCCAGGGCAGCCUACAUCCUCCACCUCAACCACAACCGUCUCCUCCGCCAGAAACGUUUGAGAUGCAUGUUCGCCAGCCAUCGGAUGAACUGUACUCACCGAGAACAGACCAUACGCAUGGAGGCGUGAGCGAGUCAUCCUACAUGACAGCCUAUGACGGCUUCACAGAUGAUCACUUACAACAGUCAGGGCACGAUCCAGAAGGAAGCUGGCGAGAGAGCACAUACUCAACAUAUUCAGCACAUGCUUUGUAGCAACAUACUCGAACAAACUGGUUCACAUCUUUCAUAUUCCUCGAGGCUCGGCAUCGUGGUAUAGUAGUUUAGACAGGCUCUUUCAUCUCCUCUUGGUUCGCUUUUAAAUUAUUCAUUGCUGCUGCUCCUGCUGCGAUCGCGUGCAUGCGGUUCUUUAUUCGCACUGACCAUGUCCCUUCGUUUUUUCCUGCUAUUGCGCUCGUUUGCUAUCUACAUCCAUGAGCAUUCCAUUUCACAUUAGUACUGUUACUAGAAACAUUGUAGUAUACCCUACUCGCCCUGACUUAUACGCUCACCGGAAUUAUUAGAAGCCUGUAUAUACUUGUUCUCGGCGGAAGUUCUGUGUUCAAGUUACUGUGCAGCAUUGACACCGCCGUCAAAAUACAGUUUCGUUUCGAAUCGUGCUAG